Messenger RNA from Amphimedon queenslandica, 1481 nucleotides. RefSeq names its product T-complex-associated testis-expressed protein 1-like. Gene Ontology annotation, molecular function: protein binding. The record is from RefSeq and is a predicted model, not a curated record. The transcript has 11 exons. Lineage: Eukaryota; Metazoa; Porifera; Demospongiae; Haplosclerida; Niphatidae. Bases 58 to 1413 code for a protein of 451 amino acids.
ACCAUAGCAACUCAUAUACAGAGCUAAAGGUCAGCAUUGAGGAUUGUGUUAUUGAAAAUGCCCAUAGAAACACAGACCACUCGCUCCCAUCAACUGGAGGAGUUUUCAAAGAAAGAGGCAGCUAUUGUUAAUCCUAAUGCUGAUCCUAGGAAUAUCCGUAGAGUGAUAGCAGAGGAUCCAGAAUGGAACUUGGAGACAGUCCCUCCACUUAUUGAUCUAUGUGUGAAACACAUUGUUGAUAAUUUUGAAGCGAAUCCACUUCUAUCACAGUUACUGCCUCCUUAUGACCAAAGAGUAUUAGAAAAACUACCUCCUACAGUAUCACUAGAUGUCACUGCUCCGCUAAUUGAGGAUGAGGACUAUUGGGAGAAGUGCUGUCACAACCGGUGGUCACUGUGCAUGGUCUCGGAUCAUGGUGAAAGUUGGAAGAGAAUGUAUUUUGAGCGACACAUACAAGAACUUAUUGAACAGUUUACGCCAGAUGUAUCAAACUUGCAAGAAUUAGAAAAGCAGUUGUCAUUAUCCGGUCCCUAUGUCAAGUGUCUGAAACUAACUCAAUUACUGCCUUCUUCAUCAACCCAACAGCCUGAAGAAGAUGAAGCCCUGGACAGUUUGAGUGACAUUGAUUCAAAGAAGCCCAGUCAGGAUCACAUUGAUUUAGCCAUACCACUGAAAGGUCUUAAAAAUUUAAGAGAGCUUCAACUUGCUUACAGAGUUAAAGAUUGUGGAAUGAAUUUUGAAUGGGGGCUCUUUAACUUUACUGAUGAAGAUUGUCGCAAGUUAGCAGCAGCAAUAAAAGCUACCAAACACUUGAGAAUAUUGAGAAUCCAUCACAGCAAAGUUGAAGACAAAAAGGCAAGACUUUUAGUAUCGCAUCUACUGGAUCAUCCAGGCCUUCAAACAUUAGAUAUGUCCUACAAUAAGCUAAGUGAUGGUACAGGUCGUGCUUUGGGUAAACUAAUAAAUGGUCACUCGGUGCUAACAGUACUGAAUGUCAGUAAUAAUAGCAUUGGAUCAAUAGGAGGGAUAUCACUAGGCCAUGCACUACAGACCAACACUACUCUUACACACUUGAACCUUAAACUUAACAGAUUAGGAGAUGAAGGUAUACAACCAGUCCUCAAAGCAUUAAUGAGGAACCUGACACUUAUCAGUCUUGAUAUCAGUAGCAAUGACUUUGGAGAGCCAUCAGCUAGUCUAAUGUCUGAAAUGUUAGCAGCAAAUCAAACACUCCAGGAGCUAAGUAUCACAUGCAACCAGUUAGGAGAGGCUGGAGGUAAGCUCCUACAGGAAGGAGUAGAAGAGAAUAAGACACUAAUUACACUGGAUCUGAGACUGACAGAGAUUAGUGCAGAGAAUGAAUAUACUAUUAAUCAAAUCAUAAGAACCAAUGCAAAUAGACCAAAGAUUUAAGACUUAACCAUGAUGAUUGAUUGUUUUGUCAAAAAUUGUAACCUUGGUAAAACUAGCUCUUUCAUGGA